Boleophthalmus pectinirostris (great blue-spotted mudskipper) is the source of this 3315-nucleotide messenger RNA. RefSeq names its product growth arrest-specific 2 like 1 (gene gas2l1). Lineage: Eukaryota; Metazoa; Chordata; Actinopteri; Gobiiformes; Gobiidae. The record is from RefSeq and is a predicted model, not a curated record. Gene Ontology annotation, biological process: actin crosslink formation; protein localization to microtubule plus-end; microtubule bundle formation. Gene Ontology annotation, molecular function: actin filament binding; cytoskeletal adaptor activity; microtubule binding. Gene Ontology annotation, cellular component: actin filament; stress fiber; cytoplasm. The transcript has 5 exons. The coding region runs from base 397 to 3315 and encodes 972 amino acids.
GAGGCGGCGACAUGGGCUGAACGUGUCCCAGCGAGCUGCUUUCAGACGCUCGCCAUUCAACAAUGAAAAGCCGCGGACAGAGCUCGGAAACCGUGACACGUGGAUUUUUGUUCUGAACACAAGCAUCACUCGGACAUAGGGAGGACUAACCGGUCGUCUCGUGCCCUUGGAGCCGAUUCUUCCCGUGGGAUCUGAAAGUCUCCAGCAAUGCGUGCGCUAACGGGGUUGGUACAGACAUCCGGCAUCCACGCGCAACGGCAGCUCCACAUCACAGGCGCAGAGACGAGGCUAUGCGGUAAGAAGAUCCCCGCCAUGGCUACGUCUACGCUGCUGUGUCCUUGCGAGUCGUUCGUGAAGCUCAGGGCUACAUAGAGCGAUCCCGUUGAUACAGACAAUAUGGCUGAUCAGAGCAACAUCCAGUCGGCCGCCUCCAAGAGCAUCAGGCCGUUUAAGUCCAGCGAGGAGUACCUGUACGCCAUGAAGGAGGACCUCGCGGAGUGGCUCAACACGCUGUACGAGCUGGACGUGAGCGCGGACACCUUCAUGGAGGGCCUGGAGACGGGCUGCGCGCUCUGUCGGCACGCCAACAACGUCAACCGCGCCGCGCACGACUUCCAGCUGGAAUACCCGGAGGCUGCCCGCUCCAUGAAGCUGCCUUCCAAGGAUGUGGUGUUCCAGUCUAGAAACGUGAUUCCCGGAUCCUUUUUGGCGAGGGACAACGUGUCCAACUUCAUCAGCUGGUGCAGACAGGAGCUCUGGAUCAAGGACGUCCUCAUGUUUGAAACCAAUGACCUGGUGGAGAGGUGCAACGAGAAGAACUUCGUGUUGUGUCUGCUGGAGGUUGCUCGGAGAGGGUCCAAAUUCGGGAUGUUGGCGCCGAUGUUGAUCCAGCUGGAGGAGGAGAUUGAGGAGGAGAUCCGGGACCAGGAGAGUCUGAGGAUGGAGGCCGAAGAGCCUGCGGUGGAGAGCCCGAAGAGCAUGCCCCUGAGCCGGGUGGAGAGCAACCGGAGUACAGAGGAGCAGGCCGAGCCGGAGCCCUUCGUGUGGCCGCAGAAGAGAGUACUGUGUGACAUGAGAAACCUGGACGAACUGGUGCGUGAGAUCCUGGGCCGCUGCUCUUGUCCUGCUCAGUUCCCCAUGAUCAAAGUGUCCGAGGGCAAGUACAAGGUGGGCGACUCCAGCGCCCUCAUCUUCAUCAGGGUCCUGCGCACCCACGUGAUGGUGCGGGUGAGCGGGGGCUGGGACACUCUGGAGCACUACCUGGACAAACACGACCCGUGCCGCUGCGCUGCCUUUGCUCACCGGUACCACCAGGCCAAAGGCAGCGGCCAGGGUCAGGGGGCCCAGAGCAAGUCCUCCAGCACCCAGUCUUCUCGCUCCACCAGCCCAGGGCCCCACUGGAAGAACGAGCCAAUCAGCACCUGUAAAGCGGGCUCCUCCCCCGGCCGGCCCUCUGGCUCCUCCCCCUGCCGUUCGGGCUCCUCCCCCAGCCGCUCCUCUGAGGUAGACAGCCCCGCCCACAGCCUGCUGCCCCGCCCCCCUCGGGACCGCUCCGAACCCCGACACCUCAACCGCCUCAGGAACAGGGACAGCGCGCUACCGCUGACCAGGCGUCUCUCCGGGGACAGCGACUCGUCCACAGCGUCCUCAAAAGGGGGAGGGGCUCCGUACACUCGCCGCUCAGGGGAGGAGGUCAUCCUGAUGGUCAACCGCAAAGAGGGCAAACACAUCAUCGAAAGACCUGGAGUGACCAACACACCCAGGACCACGCGCCCCUCCCCCCGCACCCGCAGCCAGUCUAGAGAACCCAGCCUCAAACCCAGCCCCCCCACCACCACUGAGGACCAGCCAGAGAGGGGCCGCUCCCUGGGCACUGAUGGACCCCGCAGGUUCUACGUCCCUCGCUCACACAGCCAGGGCAAGCUCAUCAGUCGCACCCGCGCCAGUGAUGCCAGUCCCGGGCCGGCUUCUCGUGUCAGGGACCCUCAAAGAGAGGAGCUGAGGCCUAAGGGGACCCCCUCCUCCUCCCCCAGAACUGCCAAGAGACAACCACCAGGGAGCACCAGCUCACCACUGAAGGGUACAUCCACCAGCAGCUGUCCCAGUAAGAAGAUCAACACUCCCAGACCUCCAGCCUCUCGCUCCCCCUCCCUCGGGAGAGGACGCCUCCCCCCAGUGUCAGGGGGCCGGCGCUCUCCUCACGCCUCCCCUCACCACCACCAAACGGGCCGCCCGCCCCGGCAGUCCCACGGCCGAGGAGGACUGCAUCGGAACAGCUCAGCGGAGGAGGCCAGGGGACUGGCCUUCCACAUGCUGCCCCCGCUGGACCCUCAGAGAGAGCAGGACCUGUACCGCAGUCUGGAGGCGGAGUUCUUGGAAAACACUCGGCAGGUGAUGUCUGGAGCGGGAGGUGGGGCCCGAACCCACCUGGCACCCGCCUCUGAUGUCACAGAUUCCGCCUACUCCUCCUCUAACUCGUCCUCUUCCUCGCUGAAUGUUGGCACUAAGGCCGGAUCUCUUCCAGACCUAAAGGAGUCGAGGAGGACACACAGACCCCUCCCUGUGGACGACCCUUUGACGUUACUGUCGGGACAGAGCUCAGGGGUGGGCACAGGAGCGGGCAUAGGGCUGGGACAGGCAUUGCCCGAGCACUGGGCAGGUCGUGGGCUCAUGAAGCUGCCUGCCAUUUCCAGCUCCUCUGCAGACACCAACAAUCAUGUUCAGGACUCUGCACCUGCACAAGGCCAAGCACCUGUACAGGACCCAGCACCUGCCCAGAGCCUAAGGAGCCUGAACGGGACCCCGUGUAGGACCCUAAAUGGGGGCCGUGUGUCUGUGGGGGGGGUGGGGGGAGAUGUUCCAUCUGACUGUGCUCAUGAGAAGAAUGGCAGUGAGGACCUCCCGCCCCCCGAGGCCUGCCCCUCUCCCCUCUCCCUCCCCCUCUCAGAGGAGUACCCUGACUCCUCCAGUGAGAGCUCCUCCAUGUGCUUCAGUCUGAGCGAGUCCCCCCCUCCCACCCCCCACUCAGGCCUGGUCAACGGAGGGUCAGAGUCCUGUAGGAAAGACAUCCACAAGCACAAGCUGAGGGCCCGAGUGAGGCCCCGCACUGACCCCAGGCCUGCCCACAGCCCCUCUAGGAUCCCCACCCCUGUCAAGUACAGGUCCCCCUGUCACACACCUGUCACCUUUAGGUCCCCCUGUCAGACCCCCCCUUUGUCCCCCCAGGGCUCUGCAGGACGGGCGGCCUCCUGUAAGGGCCUGCACCAGGCCUUCCCUGGACAGUCGGGGAGUCUGGACACUGAGGCUUGGAUGUAG